Molecule: messenger RNA, 1398 nt
Organism: Spodoptera littoralis (African cotton leafworm)
Lineage: Eukaryota; Metazoa; Arthropoda; Insecta; Lepidoptera; Noctuidae
Source: the annotation of a GenBank genome assembly
AUGGCCCGUCCUAGUCGAGUGUUACUGCCACUGUUUGUGUAUCUAACAUGGUCUGUUACGGUCACCCACUCCUACAUUAUAUCGAACCACCCAUGUUGUCGCGAGCCCAGCGAGAAUCUCACCCUUGCUAUGGUGAUAGACGCCUACGAGAUCUACGGCCACGACCCUACAGACAAAUUGGACCACUUGGCCCACUACCAGCUAGAAAUGAUGAAGAUCAAACGUGCCCCUGACCAGUACAUAAUUAACGAGCAUAUCCACAUAGCGACCGACCAUUUGGCGCGGUUCAUACACAUGCAUCUGAAGGAAUUAAAGGUAUUAUUGAUAGCACUGGAUGAUACGAUAGACAAUAUGCUAACGAUGUAUGACAAUCAUAAUGCUAUCAAAACCGAGAGGGUUGCUACUUAUAACUCGGCGGCCGGCGGUGCCGUGCCCUCUGAGUUUUAUAUGAGUCAAGAAUUCUACUGCGGCAAGAACGUGUAUAUCUUCAUAUCUGAGAUGUAUAGCGACAUAUACAACAUGGGCCGGGGCCCCACACCGUAUUGCAAGGGACGGGCCUUCCACUUCAUGGGCUUCGUGCACUUUAUGGACGACAAACGAUACUUCUUGGAAGAAGAUCCUAAUGUCAUCUUCAGUAUGGAUAACUUUGUUCAUGGGUUGGAGUGCAAUAUUGGGAUUUGUAUGUUCAGAUUUCCUUUCAAAAAGAACUUGCAACACGUUCGCGACGUGUCCACUCUACCGAAGGCUAUCGUCAAGUGUGGUACGGAGAUGUACAAACUGCCGCCUCUGACCGCUGCCUCGUGUUUGAUCACUUCUGGGUCUUUCAUACUCGACUUCAACAUACAGGGUGUUCGGUUUAGACAUCAUGAUUAUAUGCUGUUGAUGCCCAACGGACACACGUACUACACAAAAGAGAAGUACUCUCCAUUAUUCUGUGACCAUCACGUCUGUGAGUGGAACUUCACCAACUUUUACGGUGGUCCGUUCAUAAUCCCCGGCGAUCCAGGCACAGGUCUGUCGCCAGUGCCUCCGUUCAUAGAGCAGACGUCUGAAGCAUUCGCACCUACUACGGACAACCCUAAUGGUGUUUUAGAUCCAGACUCAAAUAUUACUUAUUCACUGGAUGGCUGCUGGUACAUGUUCCCGCCUAACUACGGCUCCAUUGCCGGCAUCAGCUACUUGGACCCGCUCGCUGUCAACGAGUACCGCUUCACUUGCCAAGGAUCCGGGAACAAAGGUCUGUAUUGGUACCCGCAAUGGAUGGGCGCGUCCCCCCACCACCCGUACCCCGCGGCAGGCGACGGACCAAGCUCUCUGACGCGACCCGUCGAACCAAUCUUCUACCCCCACCAGCAAGCGAGCCCCCCCUCAACAAAUUUAUUGCCAGAAAGACACUGA